AUGACAAGAAUGUUUGAAUCCCAGUUGGGCAAAAGCAUUGAGGUCUACAUAAACGACAUGGUGGUGAAGAGUAAGGUAGUGUCCGAGCGCGUUACAGACCUCGGAAGCAUCUUUGAAAUCCUGAGGAAACAUAAGUUGCACUUAAACGCUUCCAAGUGUUCAUUUGGUGUCGGAUCAGGCAAGUUCCUGAGAUACAUGGUGACUCACCGGGGCAUUGAGGUCAACCCCGAUCAAAUCAAAUCCAUUAACAGUUUACGACCACCCCGAAAUCCCAAAGAGGUCCAGAAGCUUAUCGGAAUGGCUGCCACCCUAAAUCGAUUUAUUUCUCGGUCGGCGGAUAGGUGCAAACCUUUCUUCCUCUUGAUGAAAAGGUGGAAAGGAUUUGAAUGGACUGAAGAGUGUGCGUUGGCUUUCCAACAACUUAAAGAAUAUUUAUCACGGCCACCUAUCAUGUCUAGUCCUAAGGUGGAUGAGAUCCUGUUCGCAGACAUCGUCAUGGCCCCUUACACUGUAAGUUUGGUUUUGCUACGAGUUGACAAUGGCAUACAACAGCCAAUUUACUAUCUCCCACUCAAAGCUAUACUUCGGAGUGCUGAUUACACAGGGAGGAUUGCUAAAUGGAGCAUGAUCCUAGGGGCUUUUGAUACCAAGUACAUGCCUCGUACCUUUGUCAAGGGCCAAGUCCUCGCAAACCUGGUGGACGAGUUCGCUGAACCCUCAUUGGAAGAAGUGACAGAAGCACAACACAUGGAUGGAAAGUCGGUUGGCAUGAUCUCCCAACAGGGCCCGCUAUCCUGGAAAGUAUAUGUUGAUGGCGCAGCAAACCAAAAGGAGUCUGGGGUGGGAAUAGUAUUAAUAUCCCCCAAGAAGAUCACUAUUGAGAAAUCGCUAAGACUAGGAUUCUCGACCACAAAUAACAAGUUUGAAUAUAAGGCCCUGCUAAUGGGAAUGACUAGGGUUCUAAAAAUGGGCAGGAAGGCGAUAGAGAUGUUCUCGGACUCAAGAUUAGUCAUUGGCCAAGUAAAAGGAGAAUUUGAGGCAAAGGACAAAAGAAUGCAGAAGUACUUAAGUCAGGUGAGGCACCUAUGGUCAAGAUUCGAAUCUUUUAACUUGUUGCACGUCCCCAGAAGUGGAAACACCCAUGCUGAUUCCCUGGCCACGCUUGCUACCUCCUCGGCACAAGGUCUUCCUCAGGUCAUCUUUGUGGAAGAUUUGUACAAACCAGCAGGGGUGGAGAAAGGAAUGAUCCAUGUUCACCAGGUAAGGGUAGGGCCUAGCUGGAUGGACCCUAUAAUAUCAUUCUUGAAGGAUGACAUCCUGCUUGAGGAAAAAUCAGAAAUAGUAAAGAUGCGUAGGAAGGUUCCUCAGUUUUGGUUGUUCAAGGACCAAAAGCUAUACAGACGCUCGUUUUCUGGGCCCUACUUGCUAUGCAUACACCCUGAAGCAACAUAA
Molecule: messenger RNA, 1452 nt
Organism: Quercus robur (English oak)
Lineage: Eukaryota; Viridiplantae; Streptophyta; Magnoliopsida; Fagales; Fagaceae
Exons: 2
Coding region: 1-1452 (483 amino acids)
Molecular function (GO): RNA-DNA hybrid ribonuclease activity; nucleic acid binding
Source: RefSeq, a predicted model, not a curated record